AUGCAGGGGCCUGCCAUGGUGAGGAUCUCAAGUGUGCCGGCGCUACAGCGGGUGCAGAGCGCAGCGCAGCUGCUGGCGCAGAGGAGUGCCAGCUUCCAGGCAGCUGCCCCGCAGCCGCCCAUGUUCCAGGAUGGCGUGCUGCCUGAUCUGGCUCCUGAGCUCCCGGUGCCAGAACCCCUCGUACCCCCUGACCGCGACAUGCAACCCCUGGAGAAGCCCGACUCGGGCUCGAUGCAGUUCGAGGUCACGGAUGCUGACAUGCUGGAUGCCCUUCAUGCCAUCACUGCCGAUGACUUUAUGGAUGAGGCUGGACAGCCAGGGGGGACGCUGCGUCAGGAAGGGUGA
This is a messenger RNA of Coccomyxa subellipsoidea C-169, 345 nucleotides long. RefSeq lists its product as hypothetical. NCBI's taxonomy places the organism in Eukaryota, Viridiplantae, Chlorophyta, Trebouxiophyceae, Coccomyxaceae. The coding region runs from base 1 to 345 and encodes 114 amino acids. The transcript is spliced from 2 exons. The record is from RefSeq and is a predicted model, not a curated record.